CAUCGGCAUUAGUUGGCGUAGCCCUCAACGGAAUGCCUCAUCGAGGAGAUCAUCGUCGAAAGCAACAGCACUUAAUGUCGACGCAAUCUCCUAAAAGUGGAACAGCUCCGGACUACAGCGUUGAGGAGGAUCAAUACGGACGACUUAUAAAUCGUGAGAAGCGUAUGAUUUGGCCGGAUCGCAAGCCACGUAAAAGGAGUGAAUUUGAACGAAUAAUCAGCAUGCCUCCGUUGGAGGUACCUAUAAUCUCACCUGCACGAUCGACUGCCACCGACAUUUAUUUGAACAGUGCUCACAUAGCAAAUAAUCAAGCAGAAGAUAGACCAGAUCCAGAAGUUGAACAAGCAUUUAUUGGUGGUUCGACACCAAAAGAAGCAGCCGCCAAAGUCGACCCAUCAGCUUUUGUGCUCUACUAUCGUAUUGAAGAACCACUCAGCGACAAGGCAUACCUGUAUAUGGCAUAUAAGAACAAUCAAGGACAGCCAUUCCAUUUCCCACUGACUUGUAGAAAGGCCAAACACGACGAUGGCAGUGAAACCACGUACUGGCGUGUGGAGUAUGGUGAUCCGGAAGCUAAGGAGUUCCCGUGUCUAUCUGCUCUGGUCAGAUACCACCAAGUGUUCUCAUACUAUGACCUCAAAACAGGCGCCAUCGAAGCGUUUCCACUAUGGUCUGGUGAUCAAGUGAUUGUCGACAGAGAUUAA
Messenger RNA from Cylicocyclus nassatus, 704 nucleotides. The record is from the annotation of a GenBank genome assembly. Lineage: Eukaryota; Metazoa; Nematoda; Chromadorea; Rhabditida; Strongylidae.